This is a messenger RNA of Truncatella angustata, 1713 nucleotides long. RefSeq lists its product as uncharacterized. Gene Ontology annotation, biological process: regulation of DNA-templated transcription. Lineage: Eukaryota; Fungi; Ascomycota; Sordariomycetes; Amphisphaeriales; Sporocadaceae. The record is from RefSeq and is a predicted model, not a curated record. Bases 1 to 1713 code for a protein of 570 amino acids. Gene Ontology annotation, molecular function: DNA-binding transcription factor activity. The transcript has 3 exons.
AUGCCGACCCCGGUCAGUGUGAUGAACGCCCCGAACACGGCCUCAACAUCAUCGACCACCAUCAACACAUCGCCUGCGGCUACCGCUACGGCUACGGCAUCCACCCCCGAUCCUGUCCCUCCCACUGCCACCAGCAGUACCCACCGGCCCGGCCUCCCCUCCGGCCAGCAUCCUGCCCCCGCCGCUGAUUCUCCAGCUGAUUCCCACGCCUCGCCCGACGAUGGCGGUGCUGUCGCCCCGAAGACCAGAGGACCAGAAAGCGGAAAGGCGCUGGCCAAGAAACGCGCCAAUGACCGAGAAGCUCAGAGAGCCAUUCGCGAACGAACCAAGCAUACGAUCGAGAACCUGGAGAAGAAGAUCCAGGACUUGACCUCUCAACAGCCGUACCAGGAGCUUCAGGCCGUACUCAGGGAGAAGGAAGCGGUCGAGCAAGAGCUUGCAGAUGUCAGGAACCGAAUGGCGUCUAUCAUGUCCAUAAUCCAGCCUGUACUCGGGUCACAACAAGGCGUCUAUGCUUCACCUGGCCCUUCCUUCUUGCCCAACCAGCCCGGGCCUCCUGCCGGCAUACCUGCCAGCACAGGUGCUGCCUCGACACCACCUAGCACAGCUUCGCCGAACUCGGCUGCUCCUUCCUGGCAACAGCCUACUAUGCAGAGCGCCGGAUCCUCGACGCAGACGAGUCCAAAUUUUGAUCAAGCAAGAAUGAUCAGUCAGCAGCGUCAUAAUUCGCUUCAUGCUCUAGACCUUGGGUCCAACGGCGAACAGCUCAAGCUUAACUUCCUCCUUGAGGGGGCCUCCAUACCAGUCAAUCGUAUGCAAGCUGGCGAUGACGGUGCUCAAGAUACAGCCAACUAUCACCAUAUGCCCAUGAAGCACGAUUGGAGCGGUUUCGCACAAGCGGCCCCCCGCCCGAACAGCUAUGGGCAACACUCGGGCCCUGGAGCUCAGAUCGCCCAACAACAACAACAAUCCAGCUACAUAGCUGACCAGGGCAGCGUGCCGCCGACACAAGGCACUGACUCUUGGUCUGGCUUUUCGGUUCCGGUCAGGAACUGUGGCCCUACUUGUCCCCUUGACAGCUUACUGUUGGACUUCCUGAACGAACGGAGACAACGCGCUGCCGAGGGUGUAUCGGCUCAGGAGCUUGUUGGUCCACGCUAUCCCAGUGUCAGCUCGUUGCUCAAUCCACAGCAGAGUCAGAACUCGCACCCCGUGUCAAAGGUCUUCACGGACAUCCUCCGCGCUUUCCCGGGCAUCAGUAGACUGCCCGAAAAGGUCGCUGUGCUAUAUGUCAUGUUUCUCAUCAUGCGGUGGCAGAUCUUCCCCAGCAAGGAGAACUACGAUCGCCUACCAUCGUGGUGCGUCCCCACGCAGUCACAACUCCAGAUCUUGCACCCUGCUUGGGUCGAUCACCUCCCCUUCCCAGAAAUGCGGGAGAAAAUCGCCAAGGCGUUUCGCUACCCCCCAGCUGCCCAGGUCGAGUUCCCGUUCAAUGAUUUCUUCGUGCCUUUCACGGACACCCUCUCGCUGAACUGGCCGUAUGAGGAGACGGAUGUCCUGAUCGAGACACCUGAUGGCGAAUUGCUGAUCAAUCCCGUCUUCGAGACACACAUGAAGAGGCUGGAGAACUGGACCCUUGGUGAGCAGUUUGCUCAGACGUUCCCGCAAUUGCGCGGCACGUUCAAUCUGAAGAGGAACACGCCUGCGGUCUAG